This is a messenger RNA of Pecten maximus, 5965 nucleotides long. Its product is annotated as IWS1-like protein. Gene Ontology annotation, cellular component: nucleus. The record is from RefSeq and is a predicted model, not a curated record. The transcript has 16 exons. NCBI's taxonomy places the organism in Eukaryota, Metazoa, Mollusca, Bivalvia, Pectinida, Pectinidae. Gene Ontology annotation, biological process: poly(A)+ mRNA export from nucleus. Bases 121 to 2511 code for a protein of 796 amino acids.
CUUAUUUACUUCCUGUUGAUAAAAACGAGAAGAGCAAGUUCGCGUGUUGAAAUACGAAAUACAGGGGGAAACGCAAGACUUGUUUAUUACGCAGACAAACGACCUGGUGGCAAACUUGUAAUGGAGGAAGAUGAAUACACUGGGAGUGGCGGAAGCACCCCAGUGCAAGACGAGCCAAUGUACAUGGAAGGGGAAGGAGCCCAAGAGGAGAUGAUGAAUAUUGACCAGGCAAAGGAAAAUGACUCUGAUAUUGGAAGUGAGACUGGUUCUCAGAGAGGUGGCAUCAGGGCUGAUGAUGAGGAUGCUGAGUAUGUGAGUGAUGGAGGAGAAGUGGAGAGAGAGGAGGUUGAACAGGAAAUUGUGGAUGAUGAUGAGAUGCAUUCUGGGGAUGAGGGUCCAGCCUCUCCUGUAAGUAGAGGUGGGUCAUAUGACGGGAGUCCUCAAGGUUCACCUGAUGGAGAAGGGCCGUUGUCUCCAGAAACACCUCCAAUGUCGCCAGGGAGUGGACCAGCCUCCCCAGGAGAUAGUCCCCCACCAAGCCCUGCCCCUAGUGGCAGCCCACCUGGAUCACCAAUGGGAAGUGCCAGUCCCCCAGGGUCACCAAGUGGUCCUGCAUCUCCUGCUGGCAGUGGCAGCCCUCCAGGAUCUCCAUCAGGAAGUGCACAUGGAAGUAGAAGUCCAGCAUCACCUGUAGGUAGUGCUCCAGGAUCUCCAGCUGAAAGUGGAAGUGCUCCUGGCUCUCCCAGAGAAUAUGGAAGUGCUCCGGGUUCUCCAAGGGAAGAUGCUAGUCCUCCUGGAUCUCCGGCUGCUUCCCCAAUGUAUUCUCCAGCUAACAGUGGUCCUGCUUCUCCAUCUGGAAUAGAAAUUCCAUUUAUGUCCCCGGGAAGUGGGCCUGCUUCUCCCACAGGAAGUGGGCCUGCUUCUCCCACAGGAAGUGGGCCUGCUUCUCCCACAGGAAGUGGCAGUCCUCCUCGGUCACCAACAGGAAGUGGCAGUCCUCCCCACUCUCCAGCAGGAAGUGGUAGUCCUCCUCAGUCUCCCACAGGAAGUGGCAGUGUGCCAGGAUCACCAGCUGGAAGUAGACGGUCUCGAAGUGGUAGUCCAGCUUCCAGGUCCAGAAGUCGAUCUCAAAGUGGAAGUCGUGGUUCAGUGUCGAGAAGCAGAUCUCGGAGUGGAAGUCCUGCAUCUCAUCGUUCUCGAUCUGGCAGUAGUCAUAGCUCUCGUUCACGGUCACGAAGUGGAAGUCGUGGUUCUCGGCGCUCAGGUAGUGAAAGUUCUCGCGGAUCUCCAGCUGGACGGCGUCGGAUAGACUCUGAUAGUGAAGAUGAAGGAGCAAAGAAGUCAUUUAAGAAGAAAGCUAAAGGAAGUGACGACGAAGAUGAUAGUGACAAGGAGUCAGAAGUGGGCGAACUGAUCGCAGAUAUUUUUGGAUCCAGUGAUGAGGAGGAGGAAUUUGAGGGUUUCGGAGAGGAGGAUGUAGAAGCUGCAAAUAAGAAAAAGGAAAAGAAAAAGUCAACAAUUUUGUCUGAUGACGAAGAUGAAGGCACGGACCAAGUUACUGGAGAAGCAGAUACAAGCCAGGGUGCACAGGACAAUUCCGACGACGAUGUGAAUCGAGACAACGAUGGUGCAGGAUUUGUUUCCGACUUUGAACUGAUGAUGAUGAAAAAGAAAGAAGAAAACAGAAAGAACAGGAAGAAAAGGAAAGACUUUGACAUAAUUAAUGAUAAUGAUGAUCUCAUUGUGGACAUGAUAAAAAAGAUGAAGGAAGCAGCUGAGGCUGACCGAGAGCUGAAUACUCAAAAGAAGCCAGCCACAAGAAAACUGAAAUAUCUCAAGGAUGUGAAUUCUCAGUUAAAGAAGUCUGACUUACAUCUAGCUUUCCUGGACUGUGGAGUGUUAGCAGCUAUGACAGAGUGGCUGGCUCCAUUACCAGACAAGAGUUUGCCUCAUCUACAGAUUAGAGAUACCUUUCUAAAGCACCUGCAAGACUUUCCUACAGUGAGUAACGAAGGUCUGAAGGCCAGUGGGAUUGGCAAAGCAGUAAUGUACCUGUACAAACAUCCACGAGAGACAAAGAAGAAUAAAGAACGCUGUGGGAAACUCAUCAAUGACUGGUCACGUCCAAUUUUCAAUUUAACCUCCAACUAUAAGAUGUUGUCCAAGGAGGAAAGGGAACAACGAGAUUAUGAACAGCUGCCAAAGAGACGGAGAUUAAGCACGGAGGGAAUGACGCCCAGGAGAGACAUUGACAAUGCCUUGGCUGGAGACCAACAGGCGCUACGACCAGGUGACAAAGGCUGGAUCAUGAGAGCGAGGGUUCCUAUGCCAUCUAACAAAGAUUAUGUUGUGAGGCCGAAAUGGAAGGUUGAGGAGAUGGUCAAGUCAUCAAGAAAAAAAGAUAUUACAAGAUAUGAAAAACAUGCAAGGUCAUUUGCUGAAAGGAAGAAAGUAGGAAAAGGCCAGCGUGCGGUGACAAUAAGCAUUGAAGGGAGAAAAAUGGCGUUAUGAGAGAAAGAUUUCAUCAUUGAGUGGAGAGAGAAAGACUUAUGAUAGAAUGUGUGUAUGAUGGUAGAAUGUGUGUAUGAUGAUAGAAUGUGUGUAUGAUGGUGAGGAGAGUGAUUGUGUUUAUUAUUGGAUGGAGAAGAAAGACAUUCAUGGAGAUGGAGAACUUUUAUAUGCCAUUAAGAGAAAUUGUGUUAUUUGUUGUAUGAUGAACAAUCUGAAGGGAAGUGCUUGUACAUUGACGAAUUAUCAGCUGAUCUGUCAUACUUUAAGAUUACAUUACGACUGUUUAGACUUAUUCGAGGGAGAUUAAAAUCCAACUGUUUCAGACUUAUUCGAGGGAGAUUAAAAUCCGACUGUUUCAAACUUAUUCGAAGAAGAUUAAAAUCCAACUGUUUUAGACUUAUUCGAGGGAGAUUAAAAUCCGACUGUUUCAGACUAGUUGAGGGAGAUUACAAAACAAGUGUUUCAGACUUAUUCAAGGAAGAUUAAAAUCCGACUGUUUCAGACUUAUUUGAGGGAGAUUAAAAUCCAACUGUUUCAGACUUAUUCGAGGGAGAUUAAAAUCCAACUGUUUCAGACUUAUUCGAGGGAGAUUAAAAUCCUACUGUUUCAAACUUAUUCGAGUGAGAUUAAAAUCCAACUGUUUCAGACUUGUUUGAGGGAGAUUAAAAUCCAACUGUUUCAGACUUAUUCGAGGGAGAUUAAAAUCCUACUGUUUCAAACUUAUUCGAAGAAGAUUAAAAUCCAACUGUUUUAGACUUAUUCGAGGGAGAUUAAAAUCCGACUGUUUCAGACUAGUUGAGGGAGAUUACAAAACAAGUGUUUCAGACUUAUUCGAGGGAGAUUAAAAUCCAACUGUUUCAGACUUGUUCGAGGGAGAUUAAAAUCCAACUGUUUCAGACUUAUUCGAGGGAGAUUAAAAUCCUACUGUUUCAGACUUAUUCGAGGAAGAUUAAAAUCCAACUGUUUUAGACUUAUUCGAGGGAGAUUAAAAUCCGACUGUUUCAGACUAGUUGAGGAAGAUUACAAAACAAGUGUUUCAGACUUAUUCGAGGAAGAUUAAAAUCCGACUGUUUCAGACUUAUUUGAGGAAAUUAAAAUCCGACUGUUUCAGACUUAUUCAAGAGAGAUUAAAAUCCGAAUGUUUCAGACUUAUUCAAGAGAGAUUAAAAUUCGACUGUUUCAGACUUAGUUGAGUGAGAUUAAAAUUUGACUGUUUCAGACUUUUAUAAUCCCCCAGUAAGGCCUUGCCAUGCAGUGAGUUAUGUAGGUUAUUGAUCAGCCUUUCAAUCAAAGCCAAAUUAUUUACAUAGCAAAUUCUUUACUAAUGGUUCAUUGAUUAACAAAUAAAAUUGUUAGCUGAUGUGGCCUCGUUAUAAAGAAUUUCAUACCACAAAGAGUUACCAAUUAGUGCUAACCAUCUAACUUCUCUGUUCAACAAAAGCUAUGGUACAGUGGUAUUUCAGGACUGGUAAUUUUACCUCCCUGUUCAGCAUCCAAUCAGAAAUAAUUUGUUUAUAACUCUGUGGAGCCACUUAAGUACAGUGAGUUAUUCUCGAGUACUUGUCACUGUACCUUCCACAUUCAACAUUCAAUAAGAAAUAACUACUGUCACAUAGCAACACGUCCAUUUGUUACACUAUGAUUAACUCUUAAUGUUAUUUUACCGUAUUUAACCAGUAGUUAACCUGUGUCCCAGUUGAGUAGAAAGAUUAUUUCAUUGUUCUGCAAUAAGUCCAGAGGUUCACCAAGAAUUGACCAAGUGCUGGUCACCUAAUUUCUCCACAGAACUCAUGAAAUAUAUAUCCAACAGGAAACAUCCAGAAAUAAAGCAGUUCUGUACAUAGUGGUUGUUGGAGAAGAUGCAGCCUAUUAUAAAGACAUCGAGUCUGAUGUCUGAUAUCUGAUACAUGUCUGAUAUCUGAUAUCUGUUACAGGUCUGAUAUCUGAUACAGGUCUUAUACAUGUCUGAUACAGGUCUGAUAUCUGAUACAGGUCUGAUAUAUGAUACAGGUCUGAUAUCUGAUACAGGUCUGAUAUCUGAUACAGGUCUGAUACAGGUCUGAUACAUGUCUGAUAUCUGAUACAUGUUUGAUACAGGUCUGAUAUCUGAUACAGGUCUGAUAUCCGAUACAGGUCUGAUAUCCGAUACAUGUCUGAUAUCUGAUACAGGUCUGAUAUCUGAUACAUGUCUGAUAUCUGAUACAUGUCUGAUAUCUGAUACAUGUCUGAAGGUCGGAUACAGGUCUGAUAUCUGAUAUAUGAUAUAGGUCUGAUAUCUGAUACAGGUCUGAUAUCUGAUUCAUAUCUGAUACUUGUCUGAUAUCCGAUACAGGUCUGAAAUCUGAGACAGGUCUGAUAUCUGAUACAGGUCUGAUAUCUGAUACAUGUCUGAUAUCUGAUACAGGUCUGAUAUUUGAUACAUGUCUGAUAUAUGAUACAGGUCUGAUACAUGUCUGAUAUAUGAUACAGGUCUGAUACAUGUCUGAUAUAUGAUACAGGUCUGAUAUCUGAUACAUGUCUGAUAUCCGAUACAUGUCUGAUAUAUGAUACAUGUCUGAUAUCUGAUACAGGUCUGAUAUCUGAUACAUGUCUGAUAUAUGAUACAGGUCUGAUAUCUGAUACAUGUCUGAUAUCCGAUACAUGUCUGAUAUAUGAUACAGGUCUGAAGGUCUGAUAAAGGUCGGAUACAGGUCUUGAUAUCUUGUACAUAGGUCUGAGAUAGGAUAUAUUGCCUGUCAAACUUUAUUCUGGUAUUAUUUUAAUGUUGGUGGUGAUUUUUUGCUUAAUGGGACUUUUUUCUUGUCCGUUACAUGCAUGUUUUAAAUCAUUUGAGUAUGACUUUCACUUGAAAAGUGAGACAUUUGAGAAAAUCUAACGUGUAUGAUCAUCUGUUGAUGGAAUUCUGAUGAUGCUGUUAAAAUCAUAGAAAUCAUUUUUCAAAAACAUUCAUUUUCUUUUCACAAAAAGUCUGUAGAAACAGUUAAUCGACCAGUAGUACUGACUAAUUGGAUAGCUCGCCUAGUGAUGAACAGUAAAAGUCUAUGGAAACAGUUAUUUGACCAGUAGUACUGACUAAUUGGACGGCUGGCCUGGUGAUGAACAGUAAAAGUCUAUGGAAACAGUUACUUGACCAGUAGUACUGACUAAUUGGAUGGCUCGCCUAGUGAUGAACAGUAAAAGUCUAUGGAAACAGUUAUUUGACCAGUACUUACUAAUUUGACGGCUCGCCUGGUGAUGAACAGUAAAAGUCUAUAAAAACAGUUAUUUGACCAGUAGUACUGACUAAUUGGAUGGCUGGCCUGGUGAUGAACAGUAAAAGUCUGUAGAAACAGUUAUUUGACCAGUAGUACUGACUAAUUGGAUGGCUGGCCUGGUGAUGAACAGUAAAAGUCUAUGGAAACAGUUAUUUGACCAGUAGUACUGACUAAUUGGAUGGCUGGCCUGGUGAUGAACA